GGGGUGCUGCGUCAGUGCCGCGCGCGUGCUCGCCGUGGGCGCGCGCCCCGCCAGCCCUGGGGCCCCCGCGGGGUUGCAGGGAUGACCGAAGGGGCGGAGGCGGCGGCCGCGCGUUGAGCCGAACCUGCCGAAGCCCUAGCCAUGGGGCCGCGCGCGCUCUCGCCCCUUGCCUCUCUGCGACUAAGGUGGCUGCUGGCGUGUGGCUUGCUGGGCCCAGUCCUCGAGGCCGGGCGUCCAGACUCUGAACAGACCAUCCAUCUUUCUUCUUAUGAAAUUGUAACUCCUUGGAGAUUAAGUAGAGAAAGAAGGGAAGCUCUGAGGCCCAGUUCAAAACAGAUCUCUUAUGUCAUCCAGGCCCAAGGAAAACAGCAUAUUAUUCACUUGGAAAGAAACACAGACCUUUUACCUAACGACUUUGUAGUUUAUACCUACGACGAGGAGGGCUUCCUACUCUCUGACCAUCCCAACGUACAGAGUCAUUGCCAUUACCGAGGCUACGUGGAGGGAGUGCCCAAUUCCGCCGUUGCUGUGAGUGCCUGCUUUGGACUCAGAGGCUUGCUGCAUUUGGAGAAUGCCAGUUUUGGAAUCGAACCUCUGCACAACAGCUCACACUUUGAGCACGUAUUUUACCCAAUGGAUGAUGUCCACCAGGAGCCUCUGAGAUGUGGCGUCUCUAACAGGGACACGGAGCAGGAAGCCACCCAGGGGGAAGAGGAAGAGCACCCGAACGUGACUCAGCUGCUGCGCAGAAGAAGAGCUGUUCUCCCGCAGACCCGCUACGUGGAGCUGUUCAUUGUUGUAGACAAGGAAAGGUACGACAUGAUGGGAAGGAACCAGACUGCUGUGAGAGAAGAGAUGAUUCGCUUAGCAAACUACCUGGAUAGCAUGUAUAUCAUGUUAAACAUUCGAAUUGUGCUAGUUGGACUAGAAAUUUGGACAGAUAGAAAUCCUAUCAAUAUAAUUGGAGGAGCUGGAGAUGUAUUGGGCAACUUUGUACAGUGGCGGGAAAAGUUUCUUAUAACACGUCGGAGACAUGACAGUGCACAGUUGGUUUUGAAGAAAGGCUUUGGUGGAACUGCAGGAAUGGCAUUUGUAGGAACAGUAUGUUCAAGGAGCCACGCAGGUGGGAUUAAUGUGUUUGGGCAAAUCACCGUGGAGACAUUUGCGUCCAUUGUUGCUCAUGAACUGGGACAUAACCUUGGGAUGAAUCAUGAUGAUGGGAGAGAGUGUUUCUGUGCAGCAAAGAGCUGUAUCAUGAAUUCAGGAGCAUCAGGGUCCAGGAACUUCAGCAGUUGCAGUGCAGAGGACUUUGAGAAAUUAACUUUGAACAAGGGAGGAAGCUGCCUGCUCAACAUCCCGAAGCCUGACGAGGCCUACAGCGCGCCCUCCUGUGGUAACAAGCUGGUGGACCCCGGGGAGGAGUGUGACUGUGGCACACCAAAGGAAUGUGAGUUGGAUCCAUGCUGUGAAGGAAGCACUUGUAAGCUCAAGUCAUUUGCUGAGUGUGCAUAUGGCGACUGUUGUAAAGAUUGCCAGUUCCUUCCAGGAGGCUCUAUGUGCAGAGGGAAGACCAGUGAGUGUGAUGUCCCUGAGUACUGCAAUGGCUCCUCUCAGUUCUGCCCACCCGAUGUCUUCAUUCAGAACGGCUAUCCUUGUCAGAAUAGCAAAGCCUACUGUUACAAUGGCAUGUGCCAGUAUUAUGACGCUCAGUGUCAGGUCAUCUUUGGUUCAAAAGCUAAGGCUGCCCCAAGAGAUUGCUUCAUUGAAGUGAAUUCUAAAGGUGACAGAUUUGGCAACUGUGGUGUCUCCGGCAGUGAUUACAAAAAGUGUGCCACAGGGCACGCGUUGUGUGGAAAGCUUCAGUGUGAGAAUGUGCAGGAGAUGCCGGUGUUCGGAAUCGUGCCAGCUAUCAUUCAGACACCCAGCCGAGGCACCAAAUGUUGGGGUGUGGAUUUCCAGCUUGGUUCCGAUGUCCCAGACCCAGGGAUGGUGAAUGAAGGCACAAAAUGUGAUGCUGGGAAGAUUUGUAGGAAUUUUCAGUGUGUAAAUGCUUCUGUCCUGAAUUAUGACUGUGACAUUCAGGGAAAAUGUCACAGCCAUGGGGUGUGUAACAGCAAUAAGAAUUGUCACUGUGAAGAUGGCUGGGCUCCCCCACACUGUGACACCAAAGGAUAUGGAGGGAGUGUGGACAGUGGGCCGACGUACAACGCAAAGAGCACGGCCCUGAGGGAUGGGCUUCUGGUCUUCUUCUUCCUAAUCAUCCCCCUGGUUGCGGCUGCCUUUUUCCUCUUCAUCAAGAGAGAUGAACUGAGGAAAACCUUCAGGAAGAAGAGAUCACAAAUGUCAGAUGGCAGAAAUCAAGCAAAUGCCUCUAGACUGCCAGGGGACCCCAGUGUCUCUAGACCACCAGGGGGCCCGAAUGUCUCCAGACCACCAGGGGGCCCGAGUGUCUCCAGACCACCAGGGGGCCCGAAUGUCUCCAGACCACCAGUGAGUCCUCAUCAUGUUUCUCCACCACCUGUGCAUGGAAACAGAUUCCCAGUACCAACCUACGCCGUCAAGCAGCCGCCACAGUUUCCAUCAAGGCCACCUCCACCACAACCGAAAAUAUCUUCUCAGGGAAACUUGAUUCCGGCCCGGCCAGCUCCUGCACCUCCUUUAUAUAGCUCCCUCACCUGACAGCAGAGUCUUAUUUUUCAAAAGUCUUCAGGGAACUGAGCAAAUGUGUUUUUUUUUUUUUUUCCUGAUGUUUUCUUGAAAAGCCUUUCUCUUCCAGCCAUGAAUGAACACAAACCACCACAAAACAAGCUUUAUUAGCACAGAAGCCCAGUGGGGUUGGAGAAAUACAGGAACGCUGCAGGCACUCCGGGGAGUUAAAAUGAAUGUUCCCAUCAUUUAAAUGUUUUCUUUGGCCAUUUGUGAAUUUAAUGCACUUGAUGUGGAUUAAGUUAUUUUGAACACGUUACUAUAAUGAUUCUCAAAUUAACUGCAUUAGUGUAAGACUUGUCAUCAUGCGCUUAAAUGUGAUCCUGACCUUUUGACCCCAGUUACCAUUUGAACGUGUAUUAACUUAGGAAGACUAAUUGCCAAUAACAUUUGCAUUUUCACCUUG
Molecule: messenger RNA, 3112 nt
Organism: Rattus rattus (black rat)
Lineage: Eukaryota; Metazoa; Chordata; Mammalia; Rodentia; Muridae
Gene: Adam9
Product: ADAM metallopeptidase domain 9
Exons: 23
Coding region: 142-2679 (845 amino acids)
Biological process (GO): membrane protein ectodomain proteolysis; transforming growth factor beta receptor signaling pathway; cell-cell adhesion mediated by integrin
Cellular component (GO): plasma membrane
Molecular function (GO): metalloendopeptidase activity; integrin binding
Source: RefSeq, a predicted model, not a curated record